AAUGGAUGGGGGAUUAACUUUUUGAGUAAUGAGUGCAAACAUGAAUGACCUUCCAUAAAUUUUUAUCUCCGAAAAAAGAAAUCAAAAAAUGACCUCCUAAAAUUUUAUCAAGAGAACACAGAGACAAAAUUGAGAACCAAAUCCCAACAAACUCACUCUGUAACCAAAGCCAAAACAACUCCCCACUGCAAACUCCUCUAUUGCUUGCUUUUAUUAGUAAUUUUUAAAGUUGUUGGCCUAUCUAUUCCUUCCUAAACACCAAACUCUCCAAACUGCCAUUGAAGAUUUAGCCAUCAAUAUAUAUCUCAUUUUCUUGAUUUUGCCAUCAAUCUAAAAAAUGGAAGAUUAUUACUCCUCUAUUCCAAUGCAGAAAACAAGCAGAAUCAUCAGAAAAUCAAUCUUUAUUUUUCUACAGAACUAUGAGUUCUUCACAACAACAGCGGCUUUUUUUGCCUUCCCUUUUGCUGCUUCAGUUCUUUUGCUACAAUCAGUUAUCCCCACCUUAUCCUUUUCAAUAGUAAUCUACGAGCGUUUGCAUUUGGUUUUCGACGCAGCAGGGUUCCCAUCUUCAUCAGAAUUCUUCACUCUUCUCAAUUCCAAGAUUUCUCAAACAAUUGUUCUAUCUUUUCUUGCAUUCCCUUUCACGAUUUCCUUUUUCCUCUUCAGCAAAUCAUUAGUCAUCGAGUCUCUCUGUUACUCAAAACCAUCUCAUAGAACUACAUUUCCUUCGUAUUUCGACCUUCUCAGUACCCAACUCUGCAACUCUUUACUCAUCCUUUCGACAUACGCCGCCUGUUUCACUCUCCUCUUCUUCAUUUUCAAUCUUUUUGAUUGCGUAUUCGGCCUCUCGUCUCCCAGAUCAGUGCUUCUACUGUCAGCAACUGGUGCAGUAAUCUGUUCAAUCAUUCUCGCAAACACUUUAAUCAUUUGUAACUUAGCAUCGGUUACAUCAGCAAACGAGAAAAUUGGGGGCUACAUGGCCAUUCUGAGAUCUUGUGUUUUAAUCAGAGGACGAACAGCAACAGCAUUAUCACUAGCAGUGCCGUCGAACUUAGCUCUUGCUGCAGUCGAAGCUCUGUUUCAAUACAGAAUCGUAAGAGCUUAUCAUCAAGAAAAUACCACGUUUUUUCUUCUUGCUUUAGAAGCAAUGUUCAUUGCUUAUAUGUAUUCAGUUCUUCUGGUUCUUGAUACUAUAGCAAGCUGUGUUUUCUACAAAAUCUGCAAAACAGACGAACUGGGAGUUUUUCCAAUUUUGCAAAUUUCUCCAUAUCAAGAUGAAAUUCAAGACGGAGAUGAACAUACAAUUGUGAAGAUAAAGACAUUAGAGGAAUUCCCUUGAGUUUUUUUUUUUUUUUUCUCUUCAAGUGGUUAAGAGGAUUAUGUUUUCUUGAUUAAUUUUUCAAUUGGAUAAUAAAGAAAGAGUCUUGGUCUCUGCAGGAGUAAAUAUUGUUGGAUAUAGGAAGAUACCAAGCAAUUACUUAGGGUCAUUAAUGUACUUUUUUUUAAGGUAAUCUUGAGAAUAUCCAUUGAUGUAAGCUAUACAGCCCCAUCAUAUUCUCUCGCAGUUUUUUCUGUAUACAGUUAGCUGAAACUUCGGAAUAAACAAUUGGAAACUGUUUAUAUUUCAA
This is a messenger RNA of Capsicum annuum, 1628 nucleotides long. RefSeq lists its product as uncharacterized. The record is from RefSeq and is a predicted model, not a curated record. NCBI's taxonomy places the organism in Eukaryota, Viridiplantae, Streptophyta, Magnoliopsida, Solanales, Solanaceae. Bases 338 to 1339 code for a protein of 333 amino acids. The transcript has a single exon.